AUGUCAGCUACUACACAAACGCAGCCACCAUCCUCCUUCGAGGCCUAUAAUUUAACACCCCUGGACUGGGUCAAUCUACCUAUCCACGUGCCUGUUGCCUUCGUCUUCACUCCUGCCAGCAUCCCAGCAGGGGUUGAAGCACUCGAGCGCGGCAUCUCCCGUCUAGUCACACAACUCCCGUUUCUAGCUGGCAAUGUUAUCCUGAAUCAAGGCAACGGGGGUGUCGUGAGGCCGCCUAGUGGCAAACUUUUAGAAGAAAAUCCUAUGAUCCGCACAGAGGUUCAUCUUAAGAGCAUUUCUGUUCUCCACAAGCCUAAUUAUGGCUUCAAUGACGGCAUUUCCAGCGACUCUUUCCUCCCGAUCCCGAUAUCGCUACAGUCCCAGAAUAACAGUCCUGUCAUUCGAUUCUGCAUCAAUGUCAUGACUGACGGGCUGAUACUCUGCGCCUCGUUCCACCAUGCCACCAUGGACGGGUUAGGGGUGAUGAACGUGAUAAGGAUGAUAGGAAUGUGCUGCGCGAGCCACGACAUGCCCCGUCUACCCGUAUCUUCUCACACCGAGGCCUCUGUCCGAAGCCGGGUGUUGAAUAUCACAACCAGUGGAUCUUUCAUGGACAUGGAAAGCUACGGUCGGCAUCACUGGUCGCACUUGCAUCUUACCAGCUGCGAGCUCCAGUUUCCGUCCAAAAGGAUCCGCCAGCUAGGAAAAGUUUGCAAUGGUGUCCUCAGCCAGUUGAUUCCGGAGAAGCAGGCGAGUCAAGAUGAUACAAGGAAGGUUAAUGAGCUCUCGACUAGCGACGUGUUCUCCGCACUGCUGUGGCUUUGUGGGACACGCGCUCGUUCCGGAGCUCGCUCGCGAUCAGCUUCAAGUCCCUAUACUACAGACACCACUCGCCUCUCGGUAGCAGUCAAUAUCCGUGGCGUCCUCAAACCACCCAUCCCAUUAAGCUAUCUCGGAAACGCAAUGGUCGUGGCAUCCGAUACUCAUGCGCGAGAUGAAAUGAGAGCCUCCGGGACCACCACCGCCACCUCCAUCGACAAAGACGAACUACGAUUACUCGCUAACCUCGCAUUCAAGAUCCGGCACAUCGUCCAGGGUGUUGACGACCAGUACGUCCGCCAAGUGAUGCAGCACAUCAAACAAAGCCAGGACCGCCAGGACGCAUCGUUCUACUUCCCAGAAACGUUCGUAACGAAUACGCGACUGCUGAAUCUGCACCGGUGGGAGUUUGGUCCGGAGCUGGGCAAGGUGGUGAACUUUGAACAUUUGAAAACGAGGAUCAACGGGCUCUGUUCGAUACUGCCGCGAUGUCAAGGGAAUGCUGAAGAUCCACCGUGGAAGGUUCGGGUUGUCUUGGAGCCUUUGGCGAUGGAGCGGUUGCGAGAGGAUGGACUAAUUCGAUGGGCAGCAGGGGAAGAACUCCCCUGUAAGUUGUAGAGAAUAGUCCCUCGACUCUUUCCUAAUUUGAACCGAGAGGGACCUAGAUCUGAGAAAACUGGGUCGGUUGAUAGAGAGUACUUUGAUUAGUAGUACUUCAUUCUUGAAUGGUUCAGGUCCGGCGAACCGGAAUUGGACGCAACGGGACGAAGUCAAACCUGGGAAUGGACUAAAUUGGAAAUAGACUUCUUGGGCCUUAGACUAGCUUUAUAAAAGAAGUUAGGAUACGAGCAGAUGGGCAGAAGCAUGCAAGCAUUCCCUCGACGACUUAGG
This is a messenger RNA of Aspergillus melleus, 1710 nucleotides long. RefSeq lists its product as uncharacterized. Lineage: Eukaryota; Fungi; Ascomycota; Eurotiomycetes; Eurotiales; Aspergillaceae. Bases 1 to 1437 code for a protein of 478 amino acids. The transcript has a single exon. The record is from RefSeq and is a predicted model, not a curated record.